AUGCUGUCUUGUACGUGGAUGCUCAAGAUGAUAAGUUUCCAUCAUACCUUACAUGACUUGCGCUUAAUCAUUUUGUCUGAUACAACUUCAUUGACGGAUAUUAUUCCUUUUGACGAUGAACGCGCAAGUUAUCUACACUAUCCCUACUCCUUGAGUUUGAAGCAUUUUGUGGUGUAUCUGAUAGCCCCGACUCUUUGCUUCCAGUUUAAUUACCCCAGGAGAAAAGAUCGAGAUUGGCAGAAGAUUGGAAAAGCAGCGUUGCAGCUGGCGUUUAGUUUAAUCCUAUUAAAGAUUAUAUAUGAGCAGUAUGUGACCAAGGUGCUAGAGAAUACAUUUACAUUGCGAUAUGGUGGCGAGGAUGGGAUGAAGAUGGUGUUACAUAUGGUCGAGCGAUUAAUGAAGUUAUCAAUCCCAACUUUAUAUUGUUGGUUGCUGAUGUUUUUAUCGUUCUUCCAUUACUGGAUGAUGUUCCUGGCGGAGAUUACGCGUUUCGAGGAUCAGCAAUUUUAUCGAGAGUGGUGGAAUGCGACGUCAUUGGAAGAGUAUUGGCGUAGGUGGAAUUUGCCGGUGCAUCAUUUCUGUAUACGGCACGUUUAUAUCCCGUUGAUAAGCCACGGCUGGUCAAGAACGGUGGCGAAUCAAACUGUCUUCUUGCUGUCUGCGUUGGCCCAUGAGUACAUCGUGGCGGGGAGCCUGAAGCUUGGCUGGACGGGCCUGGUCUUCCUCGCAUUCGUCAUGCAAACGCCACUGUCUAUCCUCACCUCCUCCAAAUACAUCCAAGCGAGACCUAAACUCGGAAACUCCAUCUUCUGGAUCGUCUUCUGCUUCACUGGACAACCCAUGGGGGUACUCAUUUUCUACUACCUCUGGAACGUCAAGGCCGGACUUCUACAACCAAUCGACACCACCCAAGUCUUCAAACCUGCACCUCCAUUCUAA
Messenger RNA from Gregarina niphandrodes, 939 nucleotides. RefSeq names its product O-acyltransferase. The coding region runs from base 1 to 939 and encodes 312 amino acids. Gene Ontology annotation, molecular function: diacylglycerol O-acyltransferase activity. The record is from RefSeq and is a predicted model, not a curated record. Gene Ontology annotation, cellular component: endoplasmic reticulum membrane. The transcript is spliced from 3 exons. Lineage: Eukaryota; Apicomplexa; Conoidasida; Eugregarinorida; Gregarinidae. Gene Ontology annotation, biological process: triglyceride biosynthetic process.